Quercus lobata is the source of this 1572-nucleotide messenger RNA. Its product is annotated as MAP7 domain-containing protein 1-like. The coding region runs from base 1 to 1572 and encodes 523 amino acids. The transcript has 4 exons. Lineage: Eukaryota; Viridiplantae; Streptophyta; Magnoliopsida; Fagales; Fagaceae. The record is from RefSeq and is a predicted model, not a curated record.
AUGAAGACGAGAGACGAUAGGGUUCGACUAAUCCAGUGCCUCCCCGACUCCAACAAGGGGUUGAACAAGGACUUUGUUAUCGUAUCUGGGGAAUGGCAUUAUGGCCUUCUUUGCCCAAUGGUGGAGGGAGAACCAGAUCCAAACGCCUUUCACCAACACUUUUAUCUGGUUAACCGGGUUGAUUUGGAGACUAUUCUUCAAGCGGCAAUUUUUGUAAAUGACGAGGAUGGAUCUCCUGUCCCAGAGGGCAUCCCAUUGGUGGACUCCUCCCCGUCUCAUCAGGCAGCGGAGGACGAAGGUGAGUUGGGUCUGUCCGAGGAGGGAUUUGGGGCAUUUGACCAAGCCGACCCAUCCGAGGAUCCUUCUGGUGAUCUAGGUGACCCUGACUUGUCCGAAGUGGAACUGUUGUCAGUGGGAACAUCCUCCCGUGUCGAGAUGGGUCUUAAGAGAAAGCCCCCGACCAGCUUAUUCGACCUCAUUGAGGGUCAACCGGGGAAGGAUGCACAGGAAAAACCGCAAUCCAGUGUUCCAACUUUCCCGUCUCAGCCCCAGCCCGUCCAAACUAGGUCCUCAUCUACUAAGUCGCAGCCACAAUCUCCCCGCCCCAAACUUCCUACUCCUCCUCAAUCAGUUCUACCUCCUCGGUCGGAGCCCGCUGACUCAAAGAGAAAGAGGAGUCCCAAGGGGAAGGAACCCAUGGAUGGGAGAAAAUCUCAAUCCUCUCAGGAGAAGGACGAAACCCCGCGAGAGGCUAUCCGAGCUAGGGAUAGUACCGCGGCAGGUUUGACUAGUGCCAAAAAACAAGCCGAGGAACAGACAAAGUGCCUACUGGCAGCCGAUGAGCAAUUGCAGAUUGCUAAGGAGCAGAUCGGUGAUUUAAAGAAGAAACUGAUCGAGGCAAACAAUGCUAAGGGGGUGGCGGAAUUUGCCAAGGACGAAACCGUGAGGGCCAAGCAGGAGGUUGAGUUUGCCAGAACUGAGGCCGAAGCUGCUAAGGACAAGGCUGAGGAGAAUAGUUAUGAGGCGAGGGUGGCUGAAAUCCAGGCCUCCCUUAAAGCUCAAAUCCCUGGAGUAUGCAGGCUAUACUGCUCCCAGGUUUGGGAAGAGGCCCUCAAACGAGCUGGGGUGGAAGCUUUAUCCAACUUGUGGAAGGCGGAGAGCGUAUUUUAUCCUCCAUCCAUCCGUGAGACCGUCUCCGCCAACUCCAAGGCUAUGAGCGCUCCACAGGAGGCUAAGGCUGUUCAGUUAGAAACUGCUCAGAUCAUAGUCACUCCUAGCAAGUUGACUGAAGGAGGAAAGCCUCAUGAUGCGACGGAAGCACCUGGAGGUCUGAAUCCCGAGAUGCCUAAAGAGGGUGCUGAGCCUACGGUCAGUGCUCUGAGCCUACGGUCAGUGCUCAGAUCUCUGGUGCCGAGGAGCCAGCCAUCUUCGUUUAGCCCUUAUAGGCCAUUCCCCUUACUGAUGUCCCCAAGAACACCGAAACUGAUCCUGCUCAGUCUUCCCAAGAAGGGGAUGUCUCUUAGGGCCCCGAAGCUAGUCCUGCUUGGCCUUCCCAGGAUGUGGCCAAAAUGA